Messenger RNA from Sinocyclocheilus anshuiensis, 1394 nucleotides. RefSeq names its product T-cell surface glycoprotein CD3 epsilon chain-like. Lineage: Eukaryota; Metazoa; Chordata; Actinopteri; Cypriniformes; Cyprinidae. Gene Ontology annotation, biological process: cell surface receptor signaling pathway; positive thymic T cell selection. Gene Ontology annotation, molecular function: transmembrane signaling receptor activity. The coding region runs from base 391 to 1026 and encodes 211 amino acids. The transcript is spliced from 5 exons. Gene Ontology annotation, cellular component: external side of plasma membrane; alpha-beta T cell receptor complex. The record is from RefSeq and is a predicted model, not a curated record.
UGUUGAUAUAGAUGUGAAAUAGAAUAUAGAAUAAGAAAUAAUAUAGAUAUUUGUAUCUACAGAUCAUCAGAUCGAGUUUCUCGAAUGCUGCAGGAUCUUUUCAUUAACUUCACUUUAUUUUUUCUUUUCAGUGCUGUAAGUCUAAAGAAAGACAUCAUCCUUUUAGAGCUUUUGGGGGUCACAGUAGAAAUAAAAUAAAAUUCUAUUAUCUCACAGAAACAUUCGUAUCAUAAACAAGCAAGAGAAGACGAUUUGAUGGUCUGAGCGAUGCAGAAGGUUUUCAUAUACAGUAUAUAUAUUUCAUAUAUUUGAGUUUAAUGAAGUCAUAGAGGAGCCUGAAGAGUUUCUCAGAGAAAUGAAGCAGAUGAUAAAACAGAGCAGAACAAGAGAAUGAGGGCAAUUGAAAGGCGUUUGAGGUUUCCUCUUCCUGUAAAGAAACUCAGAGACACACAGAGAGACAGAGACGCUGCAUGUGAGACCGUUUCACAUUCACUUCAGGACAUUAAAUCAUCAGAAACCAUGAUUCUCAUCAGCUUCAUGUGUCUGCUGCUCGCCGCGGCUGUGAAUCCAGCUCAGAGUCAAGAAAUACACGAGAUCAAAUCAGAUGGUGUCGUUAUCCUUUGCUCUGGAGGUGUCGCUGGUACAGUAAAGUGGGUUAAGGACAAAAACGAUAUUGCAGGCCAAACCAAUGCAACCCUUGAAGUUAAAGCUGAACAGGGAAGAGUUGAAGGAUUCUACAGCUGUACAUAUGGCGAUAUAACGCAUGUGUUCUACCUCAGAGUAAAAGUGUGUGAGAACUGCUAUGAGCUGAGCAGGUUGAAGGCCACGGCCCUCAUAUUUGGUAAUUUACUGAUCACAGGACUAGUUAUUCUCAUCGUCUUCAUCUUUGCUAACAAGAACUCUGGCGGCACACACAAGAGAGCAUCAAAUUUGCGAUCAGAAAACCCUCCUCAGCCUCCAAACCCGGACUAUGCGCCUCUGGAUCCAAAGACGCGCAACAAUGCAGUGUACUCGGGAAUCAGAUAGAUGCUGUUCAGACAGCUGCACAGUAAAUCAAACUCUGGUGAUUCAUAGCGUCUCGUACUCGUUUGUUCCACAGUAAAGCUUUAUAUAUCAUUGAUGUUGAUGUGGAAAGUUGUGCUCAGAAACAUCGGAAACUCGUGAUGUCAAAUACUGUGCUUUCUGUUCGGAGACCGUGUGCUUUCAUGCUUUUAUGCUCGUAAUCUUGUUAUUCUCACAGUUCAUACGAACUUUUCAUGUUCUGAUGUGCAAGCGUCUCAUUUUUUAAUCUUAGACUUUUAUCUCGUACAGAAUGAUUUAACUCAACAGCUGAAUGAACCAGGUUGAGGUUUUAAUGAUGCAGCUGCUGCACUGAGAAAAUAAAAAUGACAAAU